Messenger RNA from Merops nubicus (carmine bee-eater), 1157 nucleotides. It is a transcript of the gene FSIP1, whose product is annotated as fibrous sheath interacting protein 1. The record is from RefSeq and is a predicted model, not a curated record. NCBI's taxonomy places the organism in Eukaryota, Metazoa, Chordata, Aves, Coraciiformes, Meropidae. The annotation marks the transcript as partial. The transcript has 9 exons.
CAAACUCUUCCAGCUUGGAAUAUACUGAAGAAACAGACGUAGAUCCUCAGAUUCAAGCAGCUAUAAAGAAAAUGAAUAAACUUGAUGCAAUACUGGCAAAAAAGCAUUUUAAGGAGAGAGCAAUUAAAAAACAAGGCAAAGAAAUGAGGGCAAAGUUCUGGGAAGAACUUCAGUCUAUUAGAAGCACUGGAAGCCGUGAGGAGAUAGAAAACACAAACCUUUUUUUAUCUUUGAUCUCAUCAUGGCAGGAUACAGCUGAUCCCUCACACGCUGGAGAAGGUAAAAUAUGUGCUUCAGUACUUCACACACAAGUUAAUCCAGAAGAUUAUAACUGCCAUAAAACCCAACGGAAUCAGGAUUAUCCAAGUGAAUCAGAAACAAAUGAAUUUCUUAAUCAAGCAGAAAAAACACGUAGUAAAAGUAAAAACAGUCAGGACUUCAUUAAGAAGAACAUUGAGCUAGCAAAAGAUUCGGGAAACCAGAUUGUUAUACUUGAGGGAGAAAGGAAAAGGCUAACUGAACUAUUGAAAGAUACAGAAGAUGGAACUGAAUUGCGAGGUCUUGAGCAGGAGGAUGUAUCUGGCUGGUUGGCACCAGGAGAAGGGUACACACCUGAAGCGAUGGACUGUCAUCACCUAAAUGAGAUAGACAUUAAGCUUCAAGUACUGCUAUCUGAUGGGGAUAUUUCUGCAGUUUCCAGCUCUUGCUCAAAACCUCCAAUCCAGAUUCAUCAGGAGUCUCUGGUUUAUGCAAACAGAAGCCUAGAAGCAGUUCCAGGUGAAAAGGUUCUGCGAGACAAUAAGGAACAACGUGAUCAUCAAAAUCGUCUGAGAGAAAUAGAUCAUCAGCUGAAAUCCCUGGAGAAAAAGGCUUCAUUGACCUUGUAUCGCUUUUUGUCACCACUGGCCUUGCUCGUGAGACAAACACAAUCUGAGGAAGUGCGUCUGGGAGCCGUGUGUCUGGAGGACACAGAGGCCUGGGAAAGGCAGCGGGCCGCUGACUCAUUCCCGUGUUGUGCGUGGAGACGGGUCAGUUCCAAGGCUUGGUUGGGUCCUGGCAGUAUUGUCUGGUACCGCGUCGCGUGCCGAGCCUUGCGACAUAGCACACGUUCCUCCUCGGCUAGGCCGGGCGUGUGCAGAACUACGAGUGGAUGGACU